AGAGAAUAGAGUUCAUUGGGCGGGAUUAAUUGUUGAAGAUCUCUCAAAGGCAUCGCUAAAGGGAGUUUUCAAAGUAGGGACGUGAAUUUUUGCCCGUACCAGUUGUUUCCUUCCCUCCCCUUCCAUCCUGUUCAGCAUACGUCCAUAGCUGCCACUGCUUCAAAACAACGUCAGAUACAGGCAAAACAUACAGACAAAACAUGGCUGCCUGCUGCAAUAGAUUUGUCGACGUAGUCUUCCUCGUUUUCUUAUCCCUCACCUGUUGUCAGGCAACUUACCUGUCAUUUAGUUAUGGUGUUCUUGAAGCGAAGAAUGGGACUACCGAAGGCAGUUUUUGUGUCAUCUACUAUCCCAAUAUCACAAGUUAUCCAUCAGAAAAGGCUGAAGCGACAUACGAACCAGUCAUUGACUUGUCGUCAUGGGAUGGUUGCAGCGAGACUCCCCCCAACUCAGAUGACAUUUCAGACAAGUUUGUGAUAACAAGCAAUGGGAACUGUUCGAUUGUUACCAAAGCGGAAACCAUAAAACGAUUCAAGGGGAAAGGACUUCUGAUUGUGACAGCCCAAGUGAUGCACCUGCCAGACAAUAUUAGUUAUCCUGUUGCCAUCCCUGUUGCUCUUAUCGGACAAGGCUCAAAAGAUAUUCUUGUGGGACUUGGAAGCCAUGUUCAAAUAUUUAUUUAUUCUCCAAUUGAUGGCUCCCAUAUGGAUUAUAGCCUGCUUGUUAUUUGGAGCUUAGCAGUUUUAACAGUAGGCAUAGGUGCCUACUGGAGUGGACUUGUUCGCCAUGAUCUACAAAAGCAGAGCCGCCUGAUCUCUCAAGGGAAUUCAGGUGAAGUGUCAGAAGAGGCCAAAGCCAUCCUUCAAGAGGAAGUUUCUUUAUCUGUGACACCCAUGCUUGUGGGUGUGUUUGUGCUCUGCAUGUGCGGCAUGCUUCUACUUCUCUACUUUUUCUUCAGCUAUUUGGUUUACGUCAUUAUCGGCCUGUUCGUUUUGGCGUCAACGACAGCUGUUUACCAGUGCCUUGAGCCCAUUGUACGUCGUAUCCCGGUCGGCGCUGUCAAAUUACCUCGUUGUAAUAUAGGCUUUGUGCGAGUGCACGUUGAAGCUCGCCAACUUGUUUUAUUUAUUGGCGCUGUAGCACUUGCAGCAUGUUGGGUUGUUUACCGUAAAGAGAAAUUUUCGUGGAUUCUCCAGGAUAUUCUGGGUUUUGCGUUCAGCGUCAAUAUGAUCCGUCAGGUGCGGUUGCCCAGCCUGAAAAUCUGCACUCUGCUUCUAGUCCUGCUCUUCUUUUACGAUAUUUUCUUCGUCUUCAUUACGCCGCUUUUCACCAAGAACGGCCAAAGCGUGAUGGUGGAGGUGGCAACAGGCGGAGGAUCGGGUGUCUCUGGAGGAACGGGAGGCAACAGCGGAAGUUCUUCGGGCGGCGAUGAGCAACUGCCCAUGGUCAUCCGUGUCCCGCACUUGGGUUACGACCCACUGAGCGUUUGCUGGCAACGCUACUCGCUGCUCGGCUUCGGCGAUAUUCUCGUGCCCGGCAUGCUGGUUGGUUUUUGUCACGGUUUCGAUUUGGCAACCGCCAACCGCCGGAAACUCUACUACAUCAGCACGUUGGUCGCCUAUGGCCUGGGCCUCAUGGUGACCUUUGCCGGCCUCUACCUGAUGGCUGUCGCUCAACCGGCCUUGCUGUAUUUAGUGCCUUUCACGCUCAUUCCCGUUUUCAUGCUGGGUCUUUGUCGUCGAGAGUUUACCCUCCUCUGGAAUGGAGACGGACAGGUUGUGGAGAACACGCGGUUAACCGACAGUUCGAAGUUAGAAAGCGCGCGACCCGAUGUAGACCUGGACAAGGAAUCUCUACCCGAAAGGGCGUCGUCCAAAGACAGAGACGCGUUGAUGGACUAAAAAGCAAUCUCGAUUGGCAAAGUGCUGGUCACAACAAUGAAGACCAAGAAGUUAUGCUCUACGUUUAUUAUCGGUUUGCCCUUUUUUUUAUUCCUAAAUUUAUUUCAAAAAUCGCAAACUUGCAACAACAAACAAAAAGGAAAAAAAAAAAAAAAAAAAAAAAAAAAAAAAAAAAGUCAAACAUCGUAUUCACAUAUGGUUCUCCCUCCUUUCGCGGAUUGCUGUCCAGCGCUCAUACAUUUUCAUCCUUUCUUUGGCCUAA
This is a messenger RNA of Daphnia carinata, 2163 nucleotides long. Its product is annotated as signal peptide peptidase-like 2B. Lineage: Eukaryota; Metazoa; Arthropoda; Branchiopoda; Diplostraca; Daphniidae. The transcript is spliced from 12 exons. Gene Ontology annotation, molecular function: aspartic endopeptidase activity, intramembrane cleaving. The record is from RefSeq and is a predicted model, not a curated record. Gene Ontology annotation, cellular component: cytoplasmic side of endoplasmic reticulum membrane; lumenal side of endoplasmic reticulum membrane; Golgi-associated vesicle membrane. Gene Ontology annotation, biological process: membrane protein proteolysis. The coding region runs from base 201 to 1901 and encodes 566 amino acids.